This is a messenger RNA of Colletotrichum truncatum, 909 nucleotides long. RefSeq names its product purine-cytosine permease fcy22. Gene Ontology annotation, biological process: transmembrane transport. Gene Ontology annotation, molecular function: transmembrane transporter activity. Gene Ontology annotation, cellular component: plasma membrane. The record is from RefSeq and is a predicted model, not a curated record. Lineage: Eukaryota; Fungi; Ascomycota; Sordariomycetes; Glomerellales; Glomerellaceae.
AUGUGGGAGCGGUGGCAAUGGUUACCAAGUCUCAUUGCAAUCAUAAUAGCAGUAGGAUGUGGCGGUAAACAUCUGUGGAAGCAGGCCGAGGUGCCACCUCCCACCGCCGCACAGGUCCUGAACUACGGAGGUCUGAUGGCGGGGUACUUCAUCACUUUUGGUGGUAUAGCUUCCGACUUUACCGCGUAUCACAAUCCGAAUAAGACGACCAAACUAAAAAUCUUUUCGUACAUUUACCUCGGAAUAUGGACACCCUCAGUUCCGCUUCUCAUCCUCGGUGCGGCCAUCGGAGGCGCGCUCAACAACGUCCCAGAAUGGAAAGCUGGAUGGGACGCCUAUGGUAUUGGAGGUGUCAUGGCCGCGAUGCUAGCUCCUGCUGGUGGCUUCGGCAAAUUCUUGCUUGUGGUCCUCGCUCUAACGGUAAUCGGUAACAUCGCAACUUCCAUGUACUCGGUUGCACUGUGCAUGCAGAUGAUGCUUCCAGUCUUCACCAAAGUACCCCGAUUUGUCUUCAUCGUCAUCGCCCUGGGAAUUAUGAUCCCCAUGGCCAUCCGUGCCGCUGAGUCUUGGGCAAACUCUCUCGAAAACUUCUUAGGUUUGAUUGGAUAUUGGGCUGGCUGUUUUGACGCUGUUAUUAUUGAAGAGUUGAUCAUCUUCCGGCGUAUGAAUUAUGACUCAUACGAGCAUGCGGCAUGGAAUGUUGCCCGCAUGCUCCCUUCUGGCCUGGCCGCCAUCGGAGCGAGCAUGUUGAGCUUCGGACUAACUAUACCGGGGAUGGACCAGGUAUGGUUCACAGGACCGAUUGCGAGAACGACUGGAGAUAUUGGGUUCGAGUUGGCGUUCGCGGCGACGGCGGUAUUUUACGUCCCUCUCAGGUGGCUAGAGAUCAAACUGCAGGGGCGGGUCUGA